UCAUUGUGUUAUUAGGUAAUGGCAAGGAUAAAUGGGAAGAAAAAGGAUGUUCCAUCUUCUUCGCGUAGCAAUCAUGUUGGGAAGCGCAACUAUGGGGGUGCCAGAAAUAGAGCUUCACCAGCAAGACUUGUCAAAUUGUACAAAACUAUGUCACCUGAGCAGCAAAACAUGAUAGAAGGCAUUGGGUUUGGUGGGUUGCUUAACAUCGGAACCAAUGUGUUACCUGUUGAUCUAACAAAGUGGGUGAUAAGUAUCUUCCAAUCCGAAACAAGUGAACUUGUGAUACCUGGGAGAGGGAGGGUGAGUGUUGCAGCUGAAACAGUUCACAAGAUUUUCGGUCUGCCAAGGGGAGGGAACAAGGUGAUCUAUGACUUCGAUGUUGAAGCCAUCAAUUUCAUUCAUGAGGAAUACCAAAUUGAUGAUGGUGUGGCACCUCAGAUCAAAACAAUUGUGAAAAGACUAAAAGACAAUAAGAAUGCAGACGAGGAUUACCUUAGGUCCUGGCUUAUGUUGGCUGUGUCCACAUUCUUGUGCCCAACCACUUGUUUGUUCAUUAGCCCAAAGUGUUAUCCUGCCUUGCGCAAUUUAUCAAAAGUCAAGGAGCUUAAUUGGUGCCAGUUUGUGGUUGAUUCAUUGAAAACUUCUGUACAUGAAAUGCAGACCAGGAAUUCUGUUAAGGGUUGCCUCUUCUUUCUUGUGGUAUUGUACCUUGACUCAUUGGCUGUUCCAAAUGUUCAAAUUCCUGGUGGUCUUCCAAGAGUUGCAGCUUGGAAGAAGCCACUGAUUGACAAGGUUAUCAAACUUGAUACUAAUAUAGACGGCACCUUCGGGAAACUAAAAAUUAAGCAAGGGGAUCACUCUAUUGUUCAGGAAUCAUUACUCGGACAGAUGGAAGACAUUGAGAGAUUUGUUGCAUCAAAGGUCAAACCAAGUCUCUCAUCUCAGAAAAAGAGGAUGCUAUCUCAUGCUGUCAGCAAAGUUUGUAUAGGUAUCACAGAGCUUGUGGGAAACUUCCUAGGAGAGGUCUCUGAAAUAAUUGAAGGAGACAAUCCCAUUGAUCAAAGUGAAACAACACUUAGAAGAUCUAAGCGGACAAAAAUCAGUGAAGAAGAUAAAGAUACUGUUGACGAAACAUCUUUGGAUUCUGAUUAUGAAGAGGAAGAAGAAUAUGACGACGAAGAUUAUGAAUCAAGCCAAGACAAUGUGAGUGAUGAGGAGCAGGAUUCAGGUGCAGAUGAAGGCAGAGAUGUAGAAGAUGAAGAAUUGGGUCAGGAGGGAAACCCAGCUAAUGAUGAUGGAGAAAAAGAACCAGAUGACAGUGAAGGUAAUGAAGAGACUGAAGUCCCACUUGUACGGAGAUCAAGGAGGAGCAAGGUUAUGGAAUCAGGGCACAUUGAGCCUCAUAAGGAGCAGAUUGAAGUUCCACCUGUCCUUGUUCAAAUGGAGCCAAGCCUCACAAGGAUAUGGAAUCAGGGCACAGUGAGCAUAAACGAUAAUGCUGAAGCCUGUCCUCAACCUAUAGCUGUCAUCCCUAAUAAAAAUGCAACCAGCGAAGAUUUGAGAGUUGAUUACAAAGGUAAAGGACUUGCAAAGAGCAGGUGGCCAAAGUUGAAGCUGCCCGAGACAACUGGAACUUCAUCAAACAUUGCUACAAGUAACUCAUGGGAUUUCUCGCCCCCCGAUUGCAACAUUAUGAAGUUCAUUGACAGUGGUUCGCAACAAGGUGAAGCUGCAGUUCAUUUUAUAGAGAAAGGUUGCAUGGCAGACUGUACCGAGGAAGUUUCUGAAGCAAAAGGCCUUCCACUUGAACAAGGCUCCGCUACACAUAGCUGGUUAGAUGAUUUAUCUUCUGAGGAGCUAGAUAAGCUUUUACAAGAUGCUGAAAGGCAGAGGAAAGUUCGAAUAGAUGAGUCUUGUUCAAGGAACAUGAACUUUCAUGACAAAUCGGUAGCAAGCAUUGAAAAAAACAUUGAAUUGUCACUAAUUGAAGACCUUCAAGAAAGAACCCCAGCACCAAGUGUUCAUGAACCUCCUAGUGGAGCAAGCAUUUCUGGUACAGUUACGUUUGAACUUCAGCCAAAGAGGAUGUACAAGGUGCCAGCUGCAUUGCGGUCUCCAUAUAUUGAUUACAGCAGCAAGAAUACUUUCAAGUGCAGUAAGGAGAUAUGCAUGGUAUAUAAUGUUGUGUGCCGAGCCUGCGGAAGGUCUACAAGGUCCAGCCAAAGUUCCAGCCCAGAAAACCUUAUUAUCAUCAACUACUUCGCCUACUUCGUUAGUUUGGCUCAUCUUUCAGAGUCUGUUAGACCAAAGGGGAAGCUACUGAACACUGUUGCCGAAAUUGGAAUCUAUGCACUGAAUAAUUUCAAUAGAAGGAACCACAUAAAACGAAUACUGCCAUUAAGAGUUGCUACUUACCUGCAAGACGGUCAAAUAGACCAUGCUGAAGUCAAAAGGGCAUUCCAAAGACGUAUACAACAUUUGGAUCAUUUUCAAAUGGUCUUGUUCCCUGUCCUUCAAACAUGGACACCAAAAGGGCUGGAUGAAAAAGUUGGUCACUACUUCCUUUUGGUUUUGAACUUGCGGGCAAAGCGUUUUGAGGUGCUUGACUCCAUGAGGUCUCUAAAUGAUGAAAAGCUAGCAAGUUGCUGUGCCAACCUUGUAUCACGAAUCAAGGAGUGUUGGAAAAUAUUCUACCCAGACACAAAGAAGGAAAUAGACACCUAUGAAGUAAUAGACAUUCAGGUCCCUUUGCAAACCAAUGACCAAGAUUGUGGAUUCCAUAUGCUUAUGCAUUGUGAAUAUUGGGACGGUCGAGUCCUACCUACAUUCAAGGAAGAAUAUAUGCCAAAUAUUCGUAAGUUGCUGACAUACAAAUGGCUCAACCACCCUGAAAAUAAUGUGAAUUGGAAGCGCAAGCUAAAAAUAGAAUAGGGGGCUCUUUUGUGUCUCAUGCAAAUCAACAGCCAACAGUAAGGUACUCAAAAUAGCCACUGCAAUGCUUGUUGUAUAUGCAUUAUGCAAGAAAAAGAAUAUACUCAUUUGGGAUCAAGCAAAAUCGUGCAAAACUAUAUUACGUGAUCUGUGCAUUUGCUUUCUCAUGUAGUUCAAAGUACAGUGCUAUGCGCAGCUGAGGUUAGGUAUGCAAAUAUGUGUAGAUAUAUGGUGAGAAAUAUGUGAGGCAGCUUUCUGAACUUGUGC
Messenger RNA from Phragmites australis (common reed), 3198 nucleotides. RefSeq lists its product as uncharacterized. Gene Ontology annotation, biological process: proteolysis. The coding region runs from base 19 to 2931 and encodes 970 amino acids. The transcript has 11 exons. Lineage: Eukaryota; Viridiplantae; Streptophyta; Magnoliopsida; Poales; Poaceae. Gene Ontology annotation, molecular function: cysteine-type peptidase activity. The record is from RefSeq and is a predicted model, not a curated record.